AUGAACCACAGCAAGGAUGAAUUUGAACCUUUUGAAUAUUCCUACUAUGAUUAUCCAGACUGGUACUCCAACAACCCAGAACCAACAAAACCUCCCAAAGAAGUUAUAUCACCGUGUGACCCAACAGCAAAUGAGGCAAUAUUUCACAUAUGCAUACUCUCUAUAUCUCUGGUGACCAUGUUAAUUCUGGCAGCUCUAAUCAGAAGAAAUAAACUCUGCCAAGGAUUUACAAGAGGAUCCUCCAGUAUCUUUAGUCCAACCAACUUCCUGGAUCAGACACAGAGGAAAGGUGUGGUGAUGGCUGUUUUUGGACUGGUGUUCAGCAAGCUAGCCAUGCUGGUGAUUGCACCUGAUCCCUUGCCUUUCUACAAGGAUACUCCAGCUGAAAUCAAAGAGUUCAUGAAGAUAAUCGCCAUCUUCUACUAUCCAGUUUUCUACUAUCCUCUGAUGGUUUGUAGCACUCUCCAACACAAGGCUGGUUAUGUAUUUGGCACUCUGCUCUCUAUAUGCCAUUUUGGUGUCCAGCUGUGGCAGAAAAUAGACUGCCCAAAGACUCCAGAGCUUUACAAGUUCUACUCUUUGCUUGCAAGUCUGCCUCAGCUGUCCUGCCUGGCAUAUCUUUGCAUCCAGUUUCCUUUUCUGUUUUUCAGAAAAACGCAGACAGAAGAGGACUUUGACAGCAGGUAUUACAAUGACUAUGUAAAAUACCUGCUCAAAAAGAAGAAGUCUGCAGCAGUCAGCCCCACCUCGUGUGAAAAACCAACAAUGGUGAGAAGAAUCUUGAAUAUGUCGAAGAAUUACAUUUAUCUUCCAGAAAAAGUGUUUCAUUUCCCUCUAAAGCUAGCUGUAUCACUAUUUGUGGCCCUGGUGGCAAUAUACCAUACAGCUCUCUUGUUGGUAGUGUUGGUUGUCCCAACACUCCAUAUUGUUCGUGCCGGUAUUGACGAAAACAUCGCCUUCCUCUUACUGGGUUUUGGGAUCAUCCUCUCCGAUGACAGAAUGGAGGUUGUCAAAAUCGUCACGUUCUACACUUGGCUACUGGAAGUUUGCUACCUCUGUGCAAUGACCCUGUCUUGUGUGGUCAGUCUGGUCAUGCUCACGAGGACCAUGGUAUGUCACAGGUCAAAUGUGAGGGGACUGUACAAGGGUGAGAUUUACAACCUUUACAACAGCCAGAAGAGCCUUCGUCCAUCUAAAUCCGGUGUUGUCUGCUGGAUGGGCUUGACUGGAUACCAAGCUGCUGUCGUUUGUCUGGGUAUGGUGAUCCAGACUGUAGUGUUUUUCAUCUGCUUCUUGUUCCUGGUCUUCCUUGUCAUCAUCCCCAUCUUCUAUGGACGUAACCUGAUUAUCUUAGAGAUUGCUGGCAAAGCUUGGCCAGCAUGGGUUACAAUAAUCCUGAUCACAUUGCUUCAGCACAUCACUGCCAGGUUUGCCUUUGUCAAAAAAGAUGCCGGUACCAGAGACUUAAAUAACAGGGAAAGUUUGUUCCUUCUGACAUAUUUGCUGUUUCUUAUCAACACUGUGGUGGGGCUGAUAGUGGCCAUAUGGAGAAUGGUCAUCACUGCACUGUACAACAUUGUGCAUCUUGGUCGUGUCGACAUCAGUCUGAUACACCACACUGCUGAGGACUUUGACCCAGCAUUCCACUACUACAAGCACUUUCUGAAGGUGGAGGUGAGCCAGUCACAUCCGGUGAUGAAAGCUUUCUGUGGGUUGCUGCUGGACAUGAUGGUGGAAGGUGGCCGAAUGGGCCAGAAAAUACGAGACGCAGAGGAAGGGAUCCAGGAGAGCUCGCAGAGCAGGUCGACCAACAGUCGGAGGAUUCGCUCUCGUUGGCAUCUGGUUUACACGCUGGUCAACAAUCCCUCUCUCCUGGGCUCUAGGAAGCACUUCCAGAAACUUCAGAGCUUGGACAGCAUCCUAAAUGGCAGCCCAAAACGCAGUAAGCAGAAAAGCAGCAAGAGGGAAGUGGGCAAGGCAUCGGCCACUGAGGCUGCUCCAUCCACUGAGAGCCAAGAUAAAACUGAUUGAGAAAGAAACCUAUCAUGACAGCAAAGUUGACAGUAGUCUUCCAAUAAAUUCAUCACUGUUUCCAUUAAUGCUGCAAACUAGAGAGCAAUUUAUGUAAGUAGG
Molecule: messenger RNA, 2133 nt
Organism: Syngnathoides biaculeatus (alligator pipefish)
Lineage: Eukaryota; Metazoa; Chordata; Actinopteri; Syngnathiformes; Syngnathidae
Product: receptor for retinol uptake stra6-like
Exons: 17
Coding region: 1-2031 (676 amino acids)
Biological process (GO): vitamin A import into cell
Cellular component (GO): plasma membrane
Molecular function (GO): retinol transmembrane transporter activity; signaling receptor activity
Source: RefSeq, a predicted model, not a curated record